AUGUCGGGUAAUAGUAUCAAGGUCGUGUGUCGUUUCCGGCCCCAGAAUGCCCUCGAGAACAGAGAAGGAGGUACUCCCAUCAUUGACAUUGGCGAGGACGGCACUCAAGUCGCUCUCAAGGGCAAAGACUUCCAAGGCAGUUUCACGUUCGACAAGGUGUUUGGCAUGAACACUCCUCAACAAGAUGUCUUUCAAUACUCCAUCAAGAGCAUCGUUGACGACGUCACUGCUGGUUACAACGGCACUGUCUUUGCCUAUGGUCAAACAGGCUCUGGAAAGACCUUCACUAUGAUGGGCGCUGACAUUGAUGAUGAGAAAACAAAAGGCAUUAUCCCACGCAUUGUCGAACAAAUCUUUGACAGCAUUAUGGAGGCACCAAGCAACCUUGAAUUCACUGUGAAGGUGUCGUUUAUGGAAAUUUAUAUGGAAAAAGUCAGAGAUCUUUUAAAUCCCGCUGCGGAGAAUCUACCGAUUCAUGAAGACAAAACCAAGGGCGUCUAUGUCAAGGGUCUUUUGGAAGUCUAUGUUGGAUCAUCUGACGAAGUUUAUGAAGUUAUGCGACGUGGAAGUAACAACCGUGUGGUUGGUUACACCAAUAUGAAUGCAGAAAGUUCCCGAAGUCACUCCAUUGUCGUUGUGACAAUCACACAAAAGAAUGUGGAUACGGGUGCAGCAAAGAGUGGAAAGCUUUAUUUGGUCGAUUUGGCUGGUUCGGAAAAGGUUGGCAAAACGGGUGCAUCUGGUCAAACCCUUGAAGAAGCCAAAAAGAUCAACAAAUCAUUGACGGCGUUGGGUAUGGUCAUCAAUGCUUUGACCGAUGGCAAAUCGAGCCAUAUUCCUUACAGAGACUCCAAGUUGACACGUAUCCUGCAAGAAUCGCUUGGUGGUAACUCGCGUACGACUUUGAUCAUCAAUUGUUCGCCUUCCUCGUACAAUGAAGCUGAAACGCUUUCUACUCUCCGAUUCGGUGUGCGUGCAAAGACGAUCAAGAACAAGGCGAAGGUCAACGCCGAUCUGUCACCUGCCGAGUUGAAGGCUUUGCUCAAAAAAGUCAAAUCGGAAGCGGUGUCAUUCCAGACCUAUAUUGCUGCUCUUGAAGGCGAAGUCAAUGUUUGGCGUACAGGUGGCACGGUGCCUGAAGACAAAUGGGUUACCAUGGAUAAGGUUUCCAAGGGUGAUUUCAAUGCGUUGCCACCAGCACCAGGUUUCAAGAGCCCUGUUUCUGAUGAAGGUUCUCGUCCUGCAACACCUGUCCCUGUUCUUGAAAAGGAUGAGCGUGAAGAGUUUAUCAAGCGUGAAAACGAAUUGAUGGAUCAAAUUGCAGAGAAGGAAACCGAGCUUGCCAACAGAGAGAAAUUGCUCGAAUCGCUCAAGGAGGAGAUUGGUUACUAUAAGGAACAAGAGCAAAGCAUUUCCAAGGAGAACCAAGAUAUGACAACCGAAUUGAGUGAUCUACGAUUGCAGCUUCAAAAGAUCUCUUACGAGAGCAAGGAGAACGCCAUUCAUGUUGAUUCACUAAAGGAAGCCAACCAGGAGCUUUUGGGAGAAUUGGAAGAGCUCAAGAAGAAUUUGGCCGAAGUCAGACAAGCUCAAAAGGAUGCUUCAGAUGGUGAAAAGCAAAAGAAGAAGGCUGAAAAGAUGGCUCAAAUGAUGUCAGGCUUUGAUAACUCCGGCGUCCUUAUUGAGAAGGAGAAGCAAAUCCGUGAUGCACUUGGAAAGCUCGAGGAUGGAAAGGCCGGUUCAUUGACCAUUGAGGAGCUUGUAUCAGUUCGUCGUGAAUUGGCCGAAUCCAAGAUUCUUGUGGAUCAGCACACAAAGACCAUCGAGGUUUUAUCUACCGAGAAGGAGAGCCUUGAGAAGAAGAAGAAAGAUCUCGAAUCUCGUUUUGGCACCCUUGAGCAGGAAUAUGAGGAGCUUCUUGACAAGACCAUUGCCGAGGAAGAAUCACGCAACCAGAAGGGUAACAUUGCCGAGACCGUUUCUGCUCUCAAGAUCAAGCUUGAGAAUGAAUAUCAAUCCCAGAAGGAGAUUCAGCAAAAGGAGAUCAAUGACCUCAAGAAGGAUUUGGAGAGCAAGACUUCGAGUCAUGAGAAGCUUACCAAGGCUGUGGCUGAUUUGAAGACGGCCAACGAGGAGCUUCAGAACAUGCUAUCUGAUCAUCCCCAGCAAGCCAAUGGAAGAAGCGAAGCUGAAAUGAGCGAGAAGGAAAAAGACAUCGAGCGUAUGCGUAAGACGAUGGCUCAACAACUUGCCGACUUUGAAGUCAUGAAGAAGGCCUUGAUGCGCGACUUGCAAGGACGAUGCGAGAAGGUUGUCGAGCUUGAGAUGUCAUUGGAUGAGACCCGUGAGCAAUACAACAAUGUCUUACGUGCCAGCAACAACAAGUCUCAGCAAAAGAAAAUGGCCUUUUUGGAACGCAACCUUGAACAGCUCACCAAUGUGCAAAAACAGCUUGUGGAACAAAAUGCAUCUCUGAAAAAGGAAGUCGCUUUGGCAGAGCGUAAAUUGAUUGCACGCAAUGAACGCGUUCAGAAUCUCGAGACAUUGUUGCAAGAUGCACAAGAGAAAUUGAUCUCCCAGAAUCAAAAGUUUGAAGCCCAGCUGCAGGCAGUACGUGAACGCUUGGAACAGGCUCGAACACAAAAAUCUCAACAAUCCAUGUCAGCUUUGAACUUUGGUCGUAUUGCUAAGCCCUUGCGCGGUGGAGGAACAGUCGUAGAGAAUGGCAAUGAUACUCCUGCCUCGCCCACUUCGAACGACAAGCGUGAAAAGCGAACCUCUUUCUUCUCUGGCUUCAUGGCCCGAUAA
Lichtheimia ornata is the source of this 2808-nucleotide messenger RNA. RefSeq names its product kinesin heavy chain. The coding region runs from base 1 to 2808 and encodes 935 amino acids. The record is from RefSeq and is a predicted model, not a curated record. The transcript has 15 exons. Gene Ontology annotation, biological process: microtubule-based movement. Gene Ontology annotation, molecular function: ATP binding; microtubule binding; microtubule motor activity. NCBI's taxonomy places the organism in Eukaryota, Fungi, Mucoromycota, Mucoromycetes, Mucorales, Lichtheimiaceae.